GGGAAAAAGAAAAGUGAGAAACAAUUUUUACUGGUUCGGGGAAAACGAAAAGAAAGCUGCCAGACAGACAGAAAGACCAACCAACAGUGAGGGAGGGAUGAGAGAGAAACCGAAAGAUGGAGAAUAAGAUUUCUUCAACAAUGACGAGAAGUCAUCAUCUUCUCACUCUCCCCCCAUUUCUUCUCACACCAACACCACCGAAUGGAAUCGUUUUUUUCCUUAACCCGAACGACAAUAACAACUACAAACCUUCUACCAACACCAUCCACUUUCAUUAUUAUUGCCAUCUAUUUAGUUGGCACCAUCACUUGUGCCCAUUUUUCUUGAACAAAAUUGGUGAAGGAAACCAGAUUCUUUGUGGCUUUCCUCCGUUUCUCCGAGAUUGGCCGAAUAUUGGUUAUCUAAAUCUCAGCUGAUUUUUUGUGUAAUUUGCUGGAAGAUGCUGGGUGGAAAUUUUCAUGGCGUAGUGGAGGGAAAUCGCUCCCAAUACAAUAAAACGGUGUCGCCUCAGCUUCAGUUAAUUGGACAUGUUCCAACUCAGUACCCUGCUGGUCUUGGCAUGAUAAACUGCGUAAGAAACGAGUGUGCUCCCAUUGAUAGUCGCCCUAGCAAAAGAGUUAGGGAAGAAGAAACUGUAUAUGUGCAGCAGAAGCUUGACAUGUCUGCAAAUACCAACCUUCACCUCAACAAACCUGGCCAUAGUGGACUCCUUUUAAACCCCAAACCCGUAUCGCCCGGGCUCAGACUUUCAAGUGAGAAAGAAGAGCGUAGCUCCUCUGUUACUUCAACCAGUGAGAAUCUGACAAAUGCUUACCCGUUUACUCUUUCUCUGGGUAAUACUGUUAAAAUUGAGAUAGACCGACAGAUGGAAGAACUCGGGCAGUAUAUCAAGCUUCAGGAAGAGAACAUCCUGAAGGGUGGAAGAGAGAUAAACGAAAGGCACACGAUGUCUUUGCUGAAUGCAUUAGAGAAAGGAGUGAGCAAGAAACUAUACGAGAAGGAUAUCGAAAUAGAGAGAAUUAACCACAAGAACAAGGAGUUGGAGGACAGAAUAAAGCAGGUGGCCAUGGAAGCUCAAUCGUGGCACUAUAAGGCAAAGUACAACGAGUCAGUGGCCAAUGCGUUGAAAAGCAAUAUUCAGCAGCUCCUGGCACAAGGCAUCGCCCACGGUCACGAAGGGUUCGGGGACAGUGAGGUAGACGACGCACUGUCUUCCUUAAAGCAAACCCCCGGCAUGAUCAGUAGCUCGGAGAAUCCGGAUCACCUUGGCCAUCGGCUAAAAUGCAGAUGUUGCAAGAAGAAGCAGGUUUCGAUCUUACUGUUUCCUUGCAGACACCUGUGCCUGUGUGCGGAAUGCGAAGGAUUUGUUGAUGUUUGCCCCAUCUGUCAGGUGAUGAAGACUGCUAGCUUCCCUGUAAACUUGUAAAUGGUGAAGAUGUAGAGCACUAGCACCUCAUCACCACUCUCUCUCCCUCUCAUAUCAAGAAUUGUUUAUAUAUGGAUCAUGAAAUUGAAUAUGGUGGAGUCGUGGCCAUGUGGAAUUCAUUUUUCCUUCUCUUGGUGUCAUGAAAAUCCAACUUUUGUUCAGUGGAGUGAGUAAAUGCUUAUAUUUCAUGAAAGAGCUUUUUCAGUGAA
This is a messenger RNA of Salvia miltiorrhiza (redroot sage), 1635 nucleotides long. RefSeq names its product probable BOI-related E3 ubiquitin-protein ligase 2. The coding region runs from base 440 to 1426 and encodes 328 amino acids. The transcript is spliced from 4 exons. The record is from RefSeq and is a predicted model, not a curated record. Gene Ontology annotation, molecular function: ubiquitin-protein transferase activity. Lineage: Eukaryota; Viridiplantae; Streptophyta; Magnoliopsida; Lamiales; Lamiaceae.